Dendronephthya gigantea is the source of this 891-nucleotide messenger RNA. RefSeq lists its product as uncharacterized. The transcript is spliced from 2 exons. The coding region runs from base 1 to 891 and encodes 296 amino acids. The record is from RefSeq and is a predicted model, not a curated record. Lineage: Eukaryota; Metazoa; Cnidaria; Anthozoa; Malacalcyonacea; Nephtheidae.
AUGGAGGGCAUUCACAUGUUGCGGGAUUUACUGAAAAAGGACGAUUUUCUUGUAAAAAUCGACCUCAAAGAUGCGUAUCUGACGGUACCGAUUUGCAAAAAUCACCAAAAAUACCUUCGUUUUCUCUGGAAGGGCACAAUGAUGGAAUUCAGGUGUCUUCCGUUUGGGCUAGCCACAGCUCCAAGGAAAUUGCGAAAAAUUCGCAAGAAGUGUCAGGGGCUGUUGGAUCAAGGCUCAAUUUCAGUUCGCGAAUUGUCAAAAUUCCUAGGCCUCCUGACCUCAUCCAUUCAAGCGAUAUUUCCAGCCCCUAUCCAUUACAGACAUCUUCAGAGGUUAAAGAAUAUAACUUUAUCCUCCCAAAAAACCUACGAGGCCUUGGUUGCCUUAGAUCUCCCGGCCAGAGAAGAAAUUCUUUGGUGGAGAAACCAUCUCCAUGCAUGGAACGGCCGGGCUCUGUUUCAGGACAAUGUGGACCUCAUAAUAGAGACCGAUGCCUCGCAGAAGGGAUGGGGAGCAUAUUGCGAAGGUGUGAGAACAGGGGGCCCUUGGUCCUUCAAAGAAAAGAAAUAUCACAUCAACUGUCUCGAACUCCUAGCAGGUUCUUUGGCGAUCAAAACGUUCACCAAAUCCAGAGUUUGUGCUCAUGUAAGACUGUUGAUGGACAACGCAUCAGCAGUUGCUUACAUAAACAAGAUGGGAGGUACCCAUUCCCAAGCUCUCGCCAAUUUAGCAAUAGAUCUUUGGGAGUGGUGCUUCCAAAAUCAGUUGGUGGUGUCUGCUCAGCAUCUACCCGGAUACUUGAAUGUGAGGGCAGAUCAGGAGUCCAGAGUGAUUCAGGACUCCAGCGAUUGGAAGCUGGACCCAUCAGUUUUUCAAAUACUCUUAACCUAA